AGUGUAUUUUUUCAAUGUAUCUGCUAUAACUUGAUAAUCUAUAAUUAUAGAAAUUGAUAUAAAGAUGACCAGGUGGGUUAGAGAGUCAUUACGUGCGACGUUUGUUCUUUGCAUAAUACCCAUGAUUUUUUCGAAUGAAGAACAUUAUGUCUAUUAUACAAUUGAUGGGAAUAGAAGACCAUGUGUAGCAUUUUUAAAUUGUGAACCAGGCCAUGAAAUACAGCCCUGUGCUGAAGAAUUCACAAAAGAUAUAUGUACUUCGUGUGCAAAUGGUUUGGUUCAACCUGAUUUGAUAUCGUCAUCACCAAAGGGAAAUCAGAACGAAACAAAAUGCUUUGCACCAGUCAAGAAAUGUGAUGGAAACGAGAUAAAGUAUAGUAGAAGCAAAAAGAUUUCAUUUUGCGAUCAGUUGAUAGGCUGUGAAUGUGAUACAACUAAAUGUUACCAUGGUGAUCCCUGCCUCUGCGACGACAAACAAACAGGGUGUGAAGAAGGAAAAUACCUGAACAAAACCGGAGGAUGUGAAGAUUGUCCAGAGGGAUCAGAAAAAACUGGAAAAGGUUGUGGACCAUGCAGAAGAACCAAGUAUAAACCUGACAGAGAUUCAAAUGGUGUACCGGAAGUAAAGAUUUCGACAAAAAGAACUGCAACACAGGCUGUAAAACUUAGUUUGUCUCUGUCUACCUCAUCACAAUCACCUACAAUUUCAGUUCAUCAUCGACGAAAACAUAUUGACGAAUCGGACAAUACAACAAGGAUAAUAAUCGUGGCUGUUCUCAGUGUAGCUGUGGUGACUUUAUUCAUAGUCGUUGUGUGUAUAUGGAGAACAAGAGAACAUUUCACGUGCAGGUUUAAUAUUUGUUUAAGUCAAAGUCACCGUGAUCCUAGAGUCCCAUCACAGGAAGACAUUCCUCUAAAUCAAGCCGAAAAUGGAGACGCUAAAGAAGUUGUAGAUAAUAAAACAACAGAGGGUGGAAAACCAACAGCCACCCCAACUGACAACGACAAUGCAGAAAUAUAUCGGGAUCAGUCAACAUCCAACCAGUGCAAAUUUGGAAAAGACAAUUUAAACACAUGUGCAAAUGACAAGUGUCAUACAAAUAAUUCUGUAUCUAGAUCUUCAAAUUUACCUUAUGUGGAUAGUGGGACUUGUAAAUAUACUACUAUUCACAAUGAAUGUAAUAUUGAUCAAGUGAGUUUUAUGACAGAAGACAUAUCAAGCGCAAUAGAAACUUACCCAUUUACAUUGAAACACCAUAGCAGUUCAUCGUUGGACGACAGAGAUAGUGGGAUACUUGAUACUUCUUUUUGUGUAGAAAAUUAAAUUUCAGAAUAUAGACGUACAGAUUAACUGUAAUGCAAGAGGUAGAUCACCGAAUGAAAGACAACAUAAAAUAUUUGACUGACGCUACGCAUUUACAUAAAUAUCUGCUUGAAACUUAAGCUUAAAUAGUGAAUGUAUUGUAAAUGUGUUCAAUUAACAAAAGUAUACCAAUUGAGUAAUGAAUACUUUCCCUGUUUCCAUUCUCAAUUUUAUGAUAUAAAGUUAUCGGAUUUUA
Messenger RNA from Mytilus californianus (California mussel), 1559 nucleotides. RefSeq lists its product as uncharacterized. The transcript is spliced from 11 exons. The coding region runs from base 65 to 1324 and encodes 419 amino acids. Lineage: Eukaryota; Metazoa; Mollusca; Bivalvia; Mytilida; Mytilidae. The record is from RefSeq and is a predicted model, not a curated record.